This is a messenger RNA of Monascus purpureus, 2047 nucleotides long. Lineage: Eukaryota; Fungi; Ascomycota; Eurotiomycetes; Eurotiales; Aspergillaceae. The record is from the annotation of a GenBank genome assembly.
CUACCCGGAAAGCAGCAUUGUGGAAUUUGAUCAAUUCGCUAUCGAUCAUCAGAUGGGUCUUCAUAUCCUUUCGCGAUGCUCUGUGGCAGUCGUUGUCACCUUGCUCCUCAUUGUGUUUUGGCACAUCCGGUCUGCGCCAGUCCGGAACCACUAUGGGCUAUCCACCAUGGGCGAUCUAUCCCCUACACAGAAAGCUCGGUUACAUGAAGUGGCAGACUUGAUGCUUGAGAUUUACCAGACGCUCGCAAAGAUGCAGUACCUGGAUCCUGCCGGGAUCCAGCCGGGCCCGCAUGACAUUACUACCAUCAUUGAUGUGUAUCGAGAUUACAACCUCGACCCAUCCGUCAUGUAUCUCUAUCGCAUCCUACCGUACAUCAAUACUAAACUUGCUGGAAACUCGGAUUUUUUUCAUGGAGGCGAGUUUGCUGACUUUCGCAAUGCAGAUGACGUGGAACGGGGUCGCGACCCAUUUUUCGCCAGCCCUGAGGAGGAGGACUUCGAAGACGAAGACGGCCCGUACAUGCGCCCCUGGGUAACGCCGCUUUCGAAUCUAGGUAAUCACCAGAGCAUUAUCAUCUAUGAUGCGCGGAAGCAUCGGAUUUGGAUCAUUGACCAGGAGGGCUGGUUGAGCACCGACCCCGCACUGAAAGGAGCCCCAGAAGGCAAGCAGACGAGCAAGAAUCGCAACAGCUUCGAACACAUUCCAAGUCGACCCGCCGGGGAUGUCCUGCGGGACAUUGUUCGGUGGUAUCGCGAACUGGAGGAACUACCUGGCGGCGGCGAAAAUAGUGGUCUCGAGUGGAAUGAUCCGGAUCUGGACCUGAAGACAUUAUACCACAAACACGGCUGGCCGGAUAAUUUUGACGGGGAUGGGUUCCUGGUGGACAAGGCCCGAGCCUACUCCGCUCGACAGGCCAAGUACAACGCGGAGGAGCCGUUGCGUGUGGUUAAACGGUUACAGGAUUGGUCAAAGUAUGCACAUGAGGAAGCACGCACACUGCGACUGUCGCUAGCAACUGCAGAAAACCUCGACAAGGAGUGGCAGCUUCGAUUUAAAAUAUGGCAGGCAGAACGAAGAGAGGCCAGAAAUCUCCAGGAACUGGAGCAAGCGCGACGGGAAGCGGACGCCCUGUGUCCCGAGGGACAGUGCCAAGAGCUGGCAGACCUGCCACUGUGGGAAUUCGAACAGGUCCAGAAGGAAUACGGGUGGAAAAAGGAUGCGGUUCAGAACUAUCAGAACUGGGUUAAUGAGUCUCAGGAUUCUGACCCAGAGUUGUCAAAGGACUUUCAGAAUGAUCUCCAUCGCGCACAGAAGGAAGCCGAGAUCUAUCGGAGAGCCUGUAUAGCCUCCAAAGCUGACGCAGAACGUCUCUGUCCCGGUAAAACACUGAAAUCUGCCACGGGGAAGGAACUGCUUCGACCAGAGACCACGACAGAGAGCAUCCAGAGUAAGUCCAAGACUAUUAAGUUUUUGCAGAAGGAGCUGGAAGAUCUUCAACAGUGGGAGACUCAGAUACCGGGCGGAGCGGUUGAGGCAAAGAAGAUGGUUGAGGAGGAGAUCCAGCAGUUCAAGCAGAGCCUUCGGGAGAGUGAAGAGUCUAAAAGUAAGGCUGAGGAACGGUUGGCAGUGCAUGGGGAUACAAUGUAGUUAUCUUCUGUGAUGAAGCUAUGCAGUGCCAAGACUGUAUUUUUGUAUGCAGUUCCCUGCUACGGCAAACCGUACGAUCGAUGGAAAGAUCAUACGGCUCCUGGCCAUGACUACUCGGCUAGAUAAAGCACGCACAACAUUGAGGCAGUAAGGACUUCCCGAUUAGGCAACUAGUUGGUUACAUAAGGCGGUUAGAUGGGUCGUAAUCAAGUUGCUGUUCACUCCGCUCGCUUAGAUUUUACAUUCGAACCGAACAAUGAGGAUUUCACACAAAGACGAACGGUUAAACGACAGUUCAAGCUGUAUGUAAACUUCCAUCAAGAGGUCCAAUUAUGAGCCUCGUCAACUGUCUCAGUGAAUACGAUGAACUCUUGGUACUGCGUGGAACGAUAAGAUCUG